Molecule: messenger RNA, 545 nt
Organism: Cydia amplana
Lineage: Eukaryota; Metazoa; Arthropoda; Insecta; Lepidoptera; Tortricidae
Product: CDGSH iron-sulfur domain-containing protein 2 homolog
Exons: 3
Coding region: 85-483 (132 amino acids)
Biological process (GO): regulation of autophagy
Cellular component (GO): mitochondrial outer membrane; intracellular membrane-bounded organelle
Molecular function (GO): 2 iron, 2 sulfur cluster binding
Source: RefSeq, a predicted model, not a curated record
UAAAAAUUCGUUUGCGUAAUAAUACUAAUAAUUUACAUCCAAAGUAUCUCAAAUUGAAAGAUAAUUAAAAUAACAUAAUUAAAAAUGUAUUUAGUGUCGAAUUUGGUCAAAGUUACUAUUCCUAACUACUUAGCAGGAUUGCCGAUUCCUGACUCUGUUGGUGGAUGGUUUCGUCUCGGAGUGAAAGAUUGGCUAGCCCUAGUCCCUCCAACGCUUGUAAUCGGAGGCAUCUCGUACUACUCGUACCAGACCAUCAAGAAAGCGCAGGCUGGCGGCAACGGGCAUGUGAACAACUGCGUGAGGAAGGACAUUGACAAGGUUGUGGACUUCAUUGAUAUUGAGGAUAUCACGGAGAAGGCUGUGCUGUGCCGAUGCUGGAAGACUAAGAAUUGGCCAUACUGCGACGGGACGCACGCCUCCCACAACAAGGCGACAGGUGACAACGUAGGCCCCGCCAUCGUCCGGCACAAGGCGACCAAGUAAACGACACGUGGACAUAUAUCUGGGAUCAGUGCUAUUCAAACAGCCGGUUACGUUUCCUAUGG